GAAGUAGUAAAAGGAGGGAACAUCUGCGGUGGAGACGAAGGAAAAAGUUUUAGUGAGAGCCUUUGACAGACUGGUUGCUUUGGUUGGGUUCCCUGCUUUUACUUACUGAAUUCCAGAGGUGACCAACACAGAAGACGCAGGAGAUGAAGUUCAUCAUUGGCAUUGGAGGAGUGACCAACGGUGGGAAGACCACUUUGACAAAUAAACUUCUAAAGACAUUAUCUAACUGUUGCGUGGUGCAUCAGGAUGACUUUUUCAAGAAACCCGAUCAAAUAGAAGUCGGGGAGGACGGCUUUAGACAGUGGGAUGUGAUCAACGCUCUAGAUAUGGAGGCCAUGGUGAACACUGUGAAAGGCUGGCAGGAGAACCCAGUCAAGUUCGCGCUCUCGCACGGAGUCAGCCUGUCACCUGAAUCCGAAGGAUCCGACUCCGAGGAGGGGAUCCAUAUCCUUAUCGUAGAAGGGUUCCUCAUCUACAACUACAAGCCCCUCAUCGACACCUACGACAAGUGUUUCUACAUUUCCAUUCCCUACGAGGAAUGUAAGCGGAGGAGAAGUACAAGAACGUACACAGUCCCUGACCCCCCAGGCCUGUUCGAUGGCCACGUCUGGCCCAUGUACCUAAAACACCGCAGAGAGAUGGAGAACAACUGCAGCAGAAUAGAAUACCUCGACGGAACCACAACAACAGAAGAUAUCUACAACUACGUGUUCGAAAGUAUUCAAAACUCACUGCUGAACAACUUAUAGCAGGCCGGGCCAACACCAGGAUGUGUAUAGACUUGUAAAUAUCAUUUUGAGUAAAUGUGUAACAGCCGUUCUGUUCGUCUAGCCUGAUGUGUAAAUAGACAUUUAUGUAACUUAUUAGGAAUGAACAGCAGAAGUGUUGCGUUUUGUAUAAUCCUGUGUAACUUUUUAUUUUCUAAAAACAAAAAAGCCACCUCUGGUCUACCCAGUGUUGAACACCAGGAACUGAUCUACAAUCUGAUCAUGUUUUAUGUGAAAGUAAUAAAAUGCCCACUGAGAUAAAAAAAAAAAAAA
Messenger RNA from Nematolebias whitei (Rio pearlfish), 1040 nucleotides. Its product is annotated as nicotinamide riboside kinase 2. The record is from RefSeq and is a predicted model, not a curated record. Lineage: Eukaryota; Metazoa; Chordata; Actinopteri; Cyprinodontiformes; Rivulidae. The coding region runs from base 144 to 749 and encodes 201 amino acids. Gene Ontology annotation, cellular component: cytoplasm. The transcript is spliced from 8 exons.